This is a messenger RNA of Harpegnathos saltator (Jerdon's jumping ant), 2467 nucleotides long. RefSeq names its product monolysocardiolipin acyltransferase Mtpalpha (gene Mtpalpha). Gene Ontology annotation, molecular function: long-chain (3S)-3-hydroxyacyl-CoA dehydrogenase (NAD+) activity; enoyl-CoA hydratase activity; NAD+ binding. Gene Ontology annotation, biological process: fatty acid beta-oxidation. Gene Ontology annotation, cellular component: mitochondrion; mitochondrial fatty acid beta-oxidation multienzyme complex. Lineage: Eukaryota; Metazoa; Arthropoda; Insecta; Hymenoptera; Formicidae. The record is from RefSeq and is a predicted model, not a curated record. The transcript is spliced from 11 exons. Bases 151 to 2448 code for a protein of 765 amino acids.
CAACGCGAUAUCCUUGCUCGCUCGUUGGCAGAACGGUACACGCAAAGUGUCUCUCGUACGCGAAGCGGUCUACGGUGACUCGCGUUUUUCCCUCUCGAUGCGAGGCGAGUGAGUGAGCAAGUGAGUCCAUUCGAUCCAGUGAAACGAAAUAUGGCGAGCUGUAGGUUGUUCGGCGCCCUCGCGCACCGUGCCCAUUCCGGCGCAACUUUGGUGACACGUGCAGGUAUGUACCAAACAUCAAGAACAUUAGCCACCGCAGCAAAUAGGAAACAUUUCAAGUGCAAAGUAGUAGAUGAUGUAGCAGUUAUUACAAUGGACUCACCAGGAGUCAAGAUGAAUACUUUGCAUAAGGAAGUAAUGGAGGAAAUCAAAGGGUUGUUGACGGAAAUUCAAUCGAAUUCACUUGUAAAUUCAGUAGUCCUCAUUAGUGGGAAACCAGAUAAUUUCAUCGCUGGUGCAGAUAUUAAAGUAUUAGAAAAUCUUACGGAUGUAGAAAGUAGUUAUCAGAUGGUAAAAGAAGGAGCUCAUAUUUUGAAUAUGAUAGCACAAAGUAGCAAACCAAUUGUUGCUGCUAUUCAAGGCAGUUGUCUUGGUGGAGGAUUAGAGGUCGCAUUAGCCUGUCAUUAUAGAGUCGCUGUUAACAGUAAAAAGACUAGUCUUGGAUUACCUGAAGUAAUGCUUGGGUUACUUCCCGGCGGUGGUGGCACUCAGCGAUUACCUAAAGUAGUUUCCCUUCCUACUGCCCUGGAUAUGAUGCUUACUGGUAGAAUGAUUAAGGCUGACAGAGCGAAGAAACUUGGAUUAGUGGACAUGAUCGUAAAUCGUCUAGGUCCGGGAAUCAGCACACCCGAACAAAAUACACUGAGAUACUUAGAAGAGAACGCAGUGAAAGCCGCAAAAGACCUCGCAAGUGGAAAACUGAAGGCCGAACGCGACCCAAAGACCAUCAUUGGCAAGAUAACGCAACAGGUUCUGUCUUUGAACUUUGUCAAGGAUCAGAUAUUCAAGAGAGCAAAGGCCCAAGUGAUGAAAGUAACUGGUGGUUUAUAUCCCGCUCCGCUCAAGAUCUUGGAAGUAAUAAGAGUCGGUCUGGAUAAAGGUCCUAUUGCUGGAUUCGAGGCAGAGGCCAAAGGAUUCAGUGAAUUGACGGUUACACCAGAGAGUAAAGGUCUCAUUAGUCUGUUCUUUGGUCAAACAGCUUGCAAAAAGAAUCGUUUUGGCUCAGCGACGAAUGCACCCAAAAAAGUCGCUGUAGUUGGCGCGGGUUUAAUGGGCGCGGGUAUUGUCCAAGUUAGUAUCGACAAAGGCUACAGUGUCGUCAUGAAGGAUACCAAUGAAAACGGACUGUAUCGUGGUAUAAAUCAAAUUCAGCAAGGUCUAAACGCUGCUGUGAAGCGCAAACGAAUCUCCAUUGUCGAAAAAGACAAGUAUUUGUCACAACUCGACACAACGUUGAGUUAUGACUCUUUCAAGAAUGCGGACGUGGUGAUUGAGGCAGUAUUCGAGGAUAUCAAUAUCAAGCACAAAGUCCUGAAGGAGAUUGAAUCCGUGGUGCCAAAUCACUGCGUCAUUGCUACUAAUACGUCUGCAAUUCCCAUCACGAAGAUCGCUGCCGGCAGCAGUCGCCCUGAUAAAGUGAUCGGUAUGCACUAUUUCUCUCCCGUCGACAAGAUGCAGCUGCUGGAAAUUAUAACACACAAGGGAACAUCCGAGGAAACCACCAAAGUCGCUGUGGACGUCGGCCUGAAACAGGGCAAGACCGUCAUUACCGUAGGUGACGGUCCUGGAUUUUACACCACCAGGAUACUCUCCACGAUGCUGUCAGAAGCAAUUAGACUGUUGCAGGAAGGUGUAGAUCCAAUGGACCUAGAUCAAUUGACGAAAAAGUUUGGCUUCCCAGUUGGCGCAGCCACUCUGUCCGACGAAGUGGGUAUCGACGUGGGCGCUCAUAUCAGCAUAGAUCUCGCCAAAGCCUUCGGCGAACGCUUAAGAGGCGGUGACAUAAACAUACUUAGCGAUAUGGUCAAGGCUGGUUUUCUCGGGCGCAAGUCUGGUAAAGGUAUAUUUGUAUACGAAACCGGCUCCAAGCACCGAAAUGUAAAUAUUGGCGCCAUGGACAUCUUUAAAAAGUACAAGCUCGAACCCAAAGGCAGCACGUCCAACGAGGACCGUCAAUUGAGAAUGGUCUCGCGGUUUGUCAACGAGGCAGUGUUAUGUUUGGAAGAAAAUAUCCUAGCCAAUCCCUUGGAAGGCAACGUAGGAGCUGUGUUCGGCUUGGGCUUCCCGCCAUUCACAGGUGGGCCGUUCCACUGGGUGGACCGUUACGGCGCACAUCGACUCGUCAAGAAGAUGGAGGAGUUCCGAAGUCACUACGGCGAUACCUUCCGUCCAUGUCAGACGUUGCUCGAUAUGGCUGCCGACUCUACACGAAAGUUCCAUCCGAAAUAAAAAGUCCGAUAAGUGUCUA